Pocillopora verrucosa is the source of this 2026-nucleotide messenger RNA. Its product is annotated as major facilitator superfamily domain-containing protein 6-like. Gene Ontology annotation, cellular component: membrane. NCBI's taxonomy places the organism in Eukaryota, Metazoa, Cnidaria, Anthozoa, Scleractinia, Pocilloporidae. Gene Ontology annotation, molecular function: transmembrane transporter activity. The record is from RefSeq and is a predicted model, not a curated record.
UGUGGUUGAAAGCAUUUUAAGAAUUAAAACGCCAAUAUCGUCGACAGCAUUACGGGGAUGAGACAAUUUUAAAUACCCACUUGGCCAUAAUGGAAGAGAAUCCGCGCGAAAGUGAAAAAACAUCCGAAGAAACGAAAGGAAAAUCCAGCCUUCGUGAACGUUUCAAGAUGUUUGGAUGCACGCUUGAGUUAUUUUAUUACAAGGUUGUGUUCUUCGUCUCUUAUGGCGCUUUCGGUUGUUUAAUGACUUUCCUUCCCUUGUACUUCAAGCAACUAGGUUUGACUGCUGGUCAGACAGGAGUACUUAUCGGAGUGCGCCCUCUUUGUCAGGCUGUAGGAGCACCCUUAUGGGGAGUCCUUGCCGACAAAUACAAACGACGGAAAGCCAUUCUUCUUAUCGGGGCUACGGCUUGGUUGGUCAAGAAUAUGUUAAUUUUGGCUGUUCCUUCGAGUCACCAAGAUUGUGUUGCACUCGCUGAAGGCAAAUCCCAUUUCGCACAGACAGACAUUAAGCUGGAUUCUCGAGUGAAUUCCAUCGACUUAAAUUCCACUUUGCCCACCGAUUUAACGCAGACAAGUACGCCAACUUCAGCUCUUGAUUACUUAAUACAAGUAGACGAAGCAAAGCUCUGGAAGUUGUUUUACAUACUUCUCGGUAUCGUGGUCGUCGGGGAGAUGUUUGGCUCUAUCCUCCACCCUCUUUUGGAUGGUUGUGCUGUGGACUACCUCGGCGACGAGAGAAAGUCCUACGGCCGCCUGCGUACAUGGGGUUCCGUAGGAAUGGUGGUAACUAAUUUGCUCGUUGGCCUCGUAAUAAAUCACUACACUUACGAGUACUGUGGCGAAAUACACAAACGUUACUCCAUCGCUUUUUACUUUUUCGCCGCGUUCAUGGUUAUUACGAUGAUCUUUUUAGUCUUGGUUAAAAUCGUCUACUCCGAUGGACCGAAGGAGGUAUCGUUAUCGGCCAUCAAGGACCUAUUUGAUUCUCGUGUAAAAUGUUCAUUUUGGCUCGCUGCAAUUGCCCUCGGAAUAAGCGAUGGAUUUCAGGGGGAUUUCAAUUCAUGGUUCCUUGACGAUCUCAAAGCCACUUCCUUCGAGGUUGGUUUAGCUGCAUCCUUACACUUCGUCUUCAGUGCCCUGUGCUUCUUCUUCGCCAACUACAUGCUGGAACGUUUUGGUUAUUUCAUGACAAUUGCUGGAGGAGUUGCACUGUACGCAAUCUUGUUCAUCUGCUUUUCCUUCGCUCAAAGCCCAUGGGUUGCAAUUGUGUACUACGUUAUCAUCGGGGGAGUGUUUGCUGUGUUCUGGACAGCCUGUGUGGCCUAUGUUGGAUCCAUCGCCUCCCCUCUCGCUAUCGGAGCCGCUGCUCAAGGAAUCCUAAACGGACUCUUUGUUGGUGUUGGAAUCGGCGGGGGAACCAUCCUGGGCGGAUUGUUGGUGGGCUGGAUUGGAAUGCGUGCAACAUACAGAAUCUUUGCGUUUUUCCUUGCUCUGAUUUUAAUGCUGUUUCUUGGCUUGCAAUGGUCAGGAAGGCAAGAAAAUAGCGGAGAAUCAACGUCAUCCUACCAACCUGUGCCGAAUCAGCCAGAUGAUCAAGAGGAAUAAAGGAGUGUUAUUCGCGUCUUCCUGGUUUCCUAUGAUCGAAGCGACCAUACGAGAAGAGAAAUUUCAUUGGCAGAAUCAGAACUCUGAACGUGUGGUUUAGAAUUCAAAUUGGUUCAAUUUUAAGCCGUUUUCUCAAAAUUAUAAUCGAGGUUGUCAUGGGUGUCGCUCCUUGUUGUUGAAGGAAUAUACAAAAAACUUUAUUUUCAUCUCAUGAUUUUUAAAGUUGGAUAGAUAAAAACUAAACUUUAUUCGACAAAGUUUAUAAAAAUAACUAUAAAAUAUGUUUUAAUAAAUCCAGCUCUAAGAGUACAUCUGCAAAUAUACAGCCUACCUAUAAAGUCAAACGGAAGUAAUUGAGCUGUUUAGAUUUAAACUAGCAAAAUAUUAUCAUCCGUUGGUCGUUUUGAGUUAGCAAUAUG